AUGUUUGUAAAAAAAGCUCUUCAAAGUCUCCUCAACAAUGCUGUUAGAUUCCAGAAUAAACAGCAAAUGAGGAUGAGCCAGCAAUAAGUCUUCAGAAAGCAUUUUGAAAAUGACAGAGUUGAAGAAUUAUUCAUCAUCACUAAAGACUAUGUUGGAAGUUUAAGCAAUGUCCUUGAAGUCUUCAAGUCCCAUAGAAUAAAUUUGACUUUCAUAGAACCUAAGCUUCUAAAUAAAAAGGGAAAUAACUAAAAUGUCAUGUUUAUAUGCACCUUUGAAGGAAAGAGAGAAAAUAAAAACGUAUAAGAAGCAUUUAAAGAUUUACAAUCUAGAUUCGAUAAUGUUAAAUUCUCCGAUGAUGUUAGCGUAGUUCCAUGGUAUCCAAGAGAUAGCUCUGAUCUUGAACACAUUGGUGAAGAAUUGAUGAAUGUAGUAGAAGAAAACUCUGCAGACUUCUUAUAAUUCACAGAUCCUGAAUACAGAAAAAGAAGAGACUACAUUGCUCAGGUUUCAAAAAGCCAUAUCUUAGGUUAACCCAUUCCCAUUUUAGAAUAUACAGAUUAGGAAUAGUAAACAUGGAGAAGUAUUUAUAACAAAUUAAGUGUAUAUCAUAAAGAUGUGUGCACUGAUAAAUACUUAUACCACAAAUCAAAGUUAGAAAAGGAAUUAGGAGUUGAUAAAAAAAUCCCAUAAUUAAGAGAUUUAGAUGAUUAUCUUAGAUCUAAAACUAACUUCAGAAUCAAAGCUGCUCAUGGUAUUCUUACUUAAAGAGAAUUUUUAAAUGCUUUGGCUCAUCGUGUAUUCUUCUCCACUUAGUAUAUUCGUCAUCAUAAGGUUCCAGAGUACACUCCUGAACCCGAUAUUGUUCACGAAGUUGUUGGACACAUUCCUAUGUUUGCUGAUCCUGUUGUAGCAGACAUAAGUUAAGAAAUUGGUUUAUUGAGCAUGGGUGCAAAUGAUGAAUAGUUAAGAAGACUUGGUAAUCUUUAUUGGUUCACUAUUGAAUUCGGGGCUUGUAAAGAAAAUGGAAAGAUGAAGGGUUAUGGAGCUGGUAUUGCUAGUUCUAUUGGUGAAUGCGAACAUUUCUUAAGCAAGGACUCAAGAUUCGAGUACUUGGAUCCCUUCAAAGACUGCGACCGUGAGUAUCCUAUUUAGAAGGUAUAACCUGUUUACUUGUAUACUAACUCUUUUGAAGAAUGCUUGGAAAGAUUGAUUAAAUUUGGAGACUAAAUUAAAAAACCCAUGAAAACUUGGUACGAUUUCAACACACAAACAAUUGAAUGCGAUAGAAGAAUCAUUGCUACUGAAAAGUAACAAGAAACUAAAAAAUGA
Molecule: messenger RNA, 1329 nt
Organism: Tetrahymena thermophila SB210
Lineage: Eukaryota; Ciliophora; Oligohymenophorea; Hymenostomatida; Tetrahymenidae
Product: biopterin-dependent aromatic amino acid hydroxylase
Exons: 9
Biological process (GO): aromatic amino acid metabolic process
Molecular function (GO): iron ion binding; oxidoreductase activity, acting on paired donors, with incorporation or reduction of molecular oxygen, reduced pteridine as one donor, and incorporation of one atom of oxygen
Source: RefSeq, a predicted model, not a curated record